Messenger RNA from Malassezia japonica, 1347 nucleotides. It is a transcript of the gene zuo1, whose product is annotated as hydroxymethylglutaryl-CoA lyase. Bases 1 to 1347 code for a protein of 448 amino acids. Gene Ontology annotation, biological process: regulation of translational fidelity; 'de novo' cotranslational protein folding. Lineage: Eukaryota; Fungi; Basidiomycota; Malasseziomycetes; Malasseziales; Malasseziaceae. The transcript has a single exon. Gene Ontology annotation, cellular component: cytosol. The record is from RefSeq and is a predicted model, not a curated record. Gene Ontology annotation, molecular function: ribosome binding; Hsp70 protein binding.
AUGGUGCCCGUUGUGGACAUUCCGUUUGCGCUGCCGGCCGCGCCGGCGAACUACGCUGCGCCCGCUGCCUCGACCUCGGCGGUGCCGCUGACGACCGCCAAGGUGGAGCCUGCGGGCCCUGCCUUCCUCGGCUUCAUCCGCCGCAGCCUGCACCAGAGCUCGUUUGCGGAGGACGACGCGCUGAUGAAGCAGCGCCUCGCCGACCACGCCGCGGCGAACGCCGAGGUGGACGAGCUGGACAACGACAUCGGUGAGGAGCCCGAGAGCGAAGAGCUGCUCGAGAGCGACCCGAAGGAGUGGAAGUCGCAAGACCACUACGCGGUCCUCGGUCUCUCGUCUCGCCGCUACAAGGCCACCGACCACGAGAUCAAGAUUGCGCACCGCAAGAAGGUUCUCAAGCACCACCCCGAUAAGAAGGCGGGCGCUUCUGGCCUUGCGAACGACGACUCCUUCUUCAAGUGUGUCGCCAAGGCGCACGAGAUCCUCUCGAACCCGGAGAAGCGCCGUCAGUUUGACAGUGUCGACGAGGGCAUCGACGACGAGGCUGUGCCGACUGGCAAGGAGGCUCCCGAGCGCUUCUUUGAGCUGUGGGGCCCUGUCUUCGAGCGCGAGGCGCGCUUCUCGAAGAACACGCCGGUGCCGUCGCUUGGCGACGAGAACAGCACCAAGGAGCAGGUCGACGAGUUCUACAACUUCUUCUACGACUUUGACUCGUGGCGCAGCUUCGAGUACCUCGACAAGGAGGCGAACGAGGGCAGCGACUCGCGCGACGAGAAGCGCUACACCGAGAAGAAGAACCGCAACGAGCGCGCCCGCCGCAAGAAGGAGGACAACGCCCGCCUGCGCAACCUCGUCGACAAGGCGCUGUCGGUCGACCCGCGCAUCAAGCAGUUCCGUGCGCAGGAGCGUGCCGCGCGUGAGGCCAAGAAGAACAAGGGCCGCCCGGGUGCGCCGGGCAACGCUGCCGCUACCGCCGCCGCUGAGGCCGAGCGCAAGAAGGCCGAGGCCGAAAAGGCGGCUGCCGACGCCGCCGCGAAGGAGGAGGCCGAGAAGGCGCAGCGUGCCGACGCCAAGAAGGUGCGCGAGGCUGCCAAGAAGAACCUGAAGAAGGAGAAGAAGGCGCUGCGCACCCUCAUCGCCGAGGCAAACUACUUCCAACCGGACGGCACGACGCCGUCGGCGAGCAUCCUCGACAAGCAGCUCACCACGCUCGACGCGCUCUGCACUGCGCUCGAGCCCGAGGCGGUGCAGGCCCUGCGCGAGACGUGCGAGAAGGACAAGGCCAGCGCUCAGGCCGCGCUGCACCAGGCCGCCCAGGACAAGUCGCUGGGUGAUGCGUUCGCUUAA